Eupeodes corollae is the source of this 5905-nucleotide messenger RNA. RefSeq lists its product as uncharacterized. The transcript has 12 exons. The coding region runs from base 549 to 5654 and encodes 1701 amino acids. NCBI's taxonomy places the organism in Eukaryota, Metazoa, Arthropoda, Insecta, Diptera, Syrphidae. Gene Ontology annotation, biological process: imaginal disc-derived wing hair organization. The record is from RefSeq and is a predicted model, not a curated record. Gene Ontology annotation, cellular component: cell cortex.
UAGCAAUUAAAUAUCGUCACGUUCAAACACGCGUAAUAUAAUGCAAUACGCUGUGGACCAAGUCCAGAAGAGCCUUAACAAAAACAAAACCAUUAUUAGCGAGAGCAGGGAAUAGAAGAACUUCUACGAUCAACUGAACGACCGACUCGCCGACGACGGGUAUACAAACAGUGCUAACGACAAACGAAGCAACGAAGACGACGCACGGCCAUAAACUUCACGUCACGAUUUUUUUUGCACGUUCUCCUGAGAGGAUGCAACAGUUUUAUCGAUGCCGCAGGCUAUGCCAUCAGCGAAGCUCCAACAGAUAGCAUUUAAUUCAUCCUCAUCGUCAUCGUUCUUCUAUGAGCGGACGGGUAAACGGCGGCGGCGACUGCAAUUAGCAUAUCACCCAUUGUGGAUCACCUGCAUCGCCACCAUCACCCCGACAGGGAUAUCAUCAGGGCCCUACUAACUACAUAACAUAUAAACUGGGUGCAAAAAAACAAUAAGGAAGAACUCCAGAAAAAUACUGCUGUAUCCGCUGCACUGCACUGGCUGCUGGCCCAAUGCAUCAUUGGCGUUAUGCUAGAAUGUUACCACGUUCAAUUAUUUACCGCUCGGCCCUGAUUCUGAUGAUUAUCGCAUCGAAAUUAAACUGCCAACUGGCAAUACCGACGCCGGGCAUCAUCAAUGUGCCACCGCUAGCCGAUUCGGUUAGAAAAGUAAAUGGCGGAGGUGGUGGCGGUGGUGGCAGUGGCGGUAUUGGCCAUCAUGGUCUUGGAAGUACCAACAUUGCAUCAGGAGAUGUUGCCGAUGAGCCGAUGUCUGGCCAAGUCAUCAAUUUGACUAGACAACAUGAUGGCGAUGUUUUCCGUACAAAUGGCAUGUCAACUUGUAACAUGGACACUUGCGUGGGGCUAUCUAGUGGAACGGCAGGACUUUUUGUAGCUGGUAAUGAUAAAAAUGAUUUACGACUUGACAAAAAUAAGGAUCCACAAGGAACCUGUGAUUGUCGAUGUUUACCAUAUUUGCAGACCUACCGUGAAGAUUUAGAAAUAUGCGUCGAUGAUAUACAUGAAUGCACCUUGUCGCCUUUUGUCAGUGGUUCAUCUUCGGAGAAAAUUCCAUUUGUAUUUUUACCAUUGCGAGGCCAAAUCAUUUAUCCAAGUAGAGAAAUCAGUUUUUCAGAUAUACGAACACCAGUUUGUGCAGUGACUGGAGCACAAUACUUGACAAAGACUGGUUGGGCUGAUUUGAGGAAUCCUAUUGACACAGACUAUCCAUUUCGGAUGUUUCGUGAUGAAGGAAGAACUUUUUUACAGUGGCUUGGUGAAUCCGAUCUCCGCCAAAAAAUGCAAGGUCGACUAAUUGUAGUCCACAUAAUGUGCAGAGACAUGACGAUCUCGAAAAAUGGUACAAAAGACCUAGGAAACCCUCCGAAGAAUGUCUUCUCGCCAUGUGUUGCAUUUCGUGUCAAUGGAAGUCCAGUUAAAUAUUCCCAUAACGUCUCUGAGGUACUAUUUCAAUCGGAAGCUACAUCAACCCUCGCCUCAACAUCAGAUGGCAUGAGCACUAAAGAGUACAUUGUCAUUGGUGUAUGCAGUCUACUUCUGGGACUGAUUUACGUGUCGUCUGUAUUUUUAUACUUGCACAUGAAAAAGCGCAAAACUCAAGCCCAAGAGUUACGCAGCAGUUUGAACGAUCUCGCCAACGAGAUCAAUUACCCGAAGAAUGAUCAAGUAACUUUUGGUGCUCCAUUUCAUCGUAAUGGCAGUGUAUAUUCUGCAGCUAGUUUAAGUCCGGAGCACCGCUUGAAUGGUGGACAUAUCAAGGAGGAAAUGGGUAUUGUGAAGAAUAACCCACUAUUGCAACAUUUUCCCAAUCUCAGCGAUCAUCAUUCGGGUUUCACGAGUGACAUUUCCAAUUCGAAUUCUGAAUGUGAGGAUGUUCAUGAUAAGAUCAAGCAGAUGCAAGCAUCCGUACAUGUCCAUAAUAAUGGAGCAGGUGGUAGUAAUGGCAACGAUACGGUUGAUUCUGGAAUAGAUCCAUCAGCAUCGCCAACGCAGGAAAACGAAUGUCUUCCUGAGGAAAAUGUAUCCAUUACCGAGGACAUGAUGAACGAUGAAAAGAUGGAAAAUAUGAAGGCAAUCGUUAAUGGAACAAUACGAAAGAAGCUCUACUUCAAUCCGGCGUAUUUCGAACCACAUUUACUUCAGUCGCCACCCCCAGCUGCCAUAGAGUUUUUGACAAAAAUCCGGGAAGUCAUAGCCAUUGCUAAGUACAAAAUGGCUACCAAACGGUAUCAACCCUCACUGAUUAUGAUCCCCGAGGAGUUCCCGCUUAGGACACCUUCACAAACCGGCUCCUCGCACGUUCACUAUAGUGGAACGUAUGGAUCGUCGACGGAAUGUCAGGGAUGUGCCACAAAUCGCUGCAGUGGUCACGUGAAAAACUGUGGGGACAAGCGAAACAGUAUUGAAAAAUGGCUCGAAACGGUCCCACAUAGUGACAACGAGGACACAAAGCGACCGAGUCCUGUUGGUCGUUCGAGUCCCGGUGAUCGAUCGAGUCCCGCUGAUCGAUCAAGUCCUGGUGAUCGUCCGACUCCUAACGAGCGUCCAACUCCUGGUGAUCGUCCGAAGAAUCGCAAAACAAGUCCACCAAAGGUGCUUAGUGCUCCUAAGCAAAGACCUCCGCCUCCUCCUGUUUCGGCUAAUGGAACACCAAAGAUCAUUUCUCACUCCCUCAAGCCAAAUGUCAACACUGUCGCGAUCAGCAUAAAUUCAACCUCACCACCACCAACUCCAACAACACCCUCGGCCACGAUCACAAUCACAAAGAAGAAUAAUGACAAUAUCUAUGCCUUUGCUGAAACCGGUGGUGAAAUCUACAACAAUCCCAAGUUCAGUCUUCAAGACUCCCCACCACCAUCCCAGAAAAGUCGGAACUCUCCAAACCGAUCGAAGACACCUACCAAAGUCACUGAUCAGUAUGCACCACCGAGUGAUCGGAAGCACUAUGAGAUGCUGCGGAAUAUGAAGAGGAUGCCGGACAUGGUCUAUGAGGCCUUAGCCAAGGACUAUUCCAGGGGAAGCUUCUCGAAGACGAACGGAUAUAAUCUGGACAUUCCAACACCUGACUAUGACAGUACAAUGGAGAAGAAGAUCAAGGAUAUCUACAACUCUACUCAAAGUACUGUGCCCUCUGUUCCAACUCCUGAUUACAGUACGUUGAGCAAAAAGUCCCUGAGGCAAUGUCAACCUGACUCACCAGUGUAUCGAAGAAGAUCACCUCAAUACCUAAUAGUUGACUACGAAACUGACAGUCUUGAGAGACUGGACACAAAGCGAAAGUCAUCGAAUUCUUCUUCGUCGCCAUCGUCCGAUGUCAGCUCACAACUCAGUCCAAGCCUGAGUACAGCCCUGCCGUUGGAAGAAGAAGUAGAGAUCAGACACACGAUCUACGACAAGAUCGAUGGAUUCCGGAAGGAUGGUGACUCCAACAUAAAGAAGAAGGUUGCGAAGCCAAUUUUACCCCCGACACAGAAGGAAAUCGCUGCCCGGAUAAAGUAUGAUACACCAUUUAGAGGGAGCAUGACAAUCGAAGUGGAACACGAACCGCAAAGUGAUCUGGAACUAUCAACAGACAGCGAUCAAUUCGAACCGGAUACGCUGGACCGCAAGAUGAAGAAGCACAGUUUUUGCGAUGUAAAUGCUUGGUCAGAGCAUCUGAAUAAAUCACGGAACUUUGUGAACUCCCUCGAUGGAAAGGUAAGCUAUUCCUCCCUAGAGAAUAUGACAACUCUGACAGAUAUCGAAUCUAGCGAGCAUCGAACAAACAACUACAUCCUCCGAUCGAGUAAUUCCUUCCGAGUAAGUGCGGAAACCCCUAAAAUUCUCACUGAGACUCCCAAAACUCCAACUCCAGAAGAGGUUCCCAGAAAGAGCACACUAGAGGCUCGACCGUCUUUUGGAAGCCUUCGAGAGAUCUACCAAUCCAAGGUGAUCGGUUCAAAUAACAACCGGCCCAAGCUCACAAACAUUAGUUUCACCGAUCAGGGUCGGAUUUUGACACUCGAAGCCAAGCACUGCCGCAGGCAACGAGUGAUCCCUCUUGAAGAUAAAUGUGCCAUGCCACCAGACAUUAUUCCUGAUGGUACAAACAACAACGAACAACAAACAGACUCCUACGAAGAGAAUCAGUCAAAAAACCCCAAGGGUUGGAACACCAAUAAUUUCAGUGGAACAAAUAUAAAAAAGCCACUACCUCCACCAAAGUAUGUUAAUGGAGAUGCCAGUUUCCACGACAAAAAUAACAACAACAACAACAACUGCAACAACAACAACAAUAACGACGACGACAACGAUGACAAUCAAGAUGAUGAACAAGAAUCGACGAGCAAUCAUAGUGAGUCUACGGAAGUUACUGGUGUUUCGGAUACCCAGGCAAAUAAUUCGGAAGUAGAGGACUAUAAAUCGUCCGAGAGGAAGAAACCAACGAAUGCAACUACUAUGAGCCAAAAUACGAAAAAGAAGCAGAAGAGUAAACUGAAUCAGGAGCAGGAGUACAGUGCCAUGUAUGAGUCCAAGUUGAACGGUGUUCGAACGGAUUAUAGUCUGAACAAAUACUUGAAUCGCAAGAAAUCUCACAUUGGUGAAUCGGAAGAUGUCGAAGAAGAAAGUGAUCAUCGAACAGAAGGUGCAAAGUCUCCCGACGACCCGAAUAAGGUUGAGAUCCUCUCGAUCAGUUCACUCUCCAGUCGCUUGUCAGAUCGCACCAAAGAGAUGUACAGAAAUGCUGGAGUUCCAGUUGGCAUUGCCUAUCCACAACGGAAUGGAACAAAUGUCCAAACAGUCUAUCGCUGUGAAGUGCCACCGAUCUCUAAUGGAAUGCAGAUUGCCAUGGGUCUAAAGGAUCGUGCCAAAAAGACGAAGGACCUGAAGAACGCCUGGAAGAAGUUCGUCAGCAUGGCAGCAUCAAAAUUCAGCCCCACCAGUAGUCUCUCGCAGAUUGACAAAACUGCUGCUUUCUUGGAAUCUACUGACAAAGACGAUGGCAUUUCAUCGCUGAUCGACGAUCACACAAAGGUUGGCAGUGUCAAGAGUAGCUCUUCAGCCCCACAAAGCUAUUCUAACUACUAUGAACAACGAUAUGGCCACAAACUGACCGACUUGGACAGUGGCUAUAUGAGUGCUGAUUCCAGCGAUGUUUACAACCGACGAUUCUACGAUAGAUACAACUUCAAGAUGUUAAGCGGGCGAGAUAGAGUGAUACGGGUGGAUACAAUUGAAGAUAACUCUGACACGCACAGCAGUGAUGGAAAUGCCGGAAUUUCAGACAAUAAUCCAACCCUUGAGAGGGUUAGAUCAUCGGACAACAAUGAUGACCGCGAGAAAGACGACGGUGAUGACUCAGAUCGGACUCUGACGCGCAGCAUUGGUCGAAGAUCUUCAAGGAAAAUGGUACCGAUAAGUGUUUAUUCGUCAGACGAUGAAGAUCGUUCGCAAAGUCGAGCGUCUUACAUUUCACAAACCGAAACGGAAGAAGAAGGUGAACCGUAUGCGGAUGAUGCAUGUGAAUCAGGAGCGGAGAGUGUGGAAACACACUCGAUUUUAAAACUAAAACGAAAAUGUGAUAUUUUUCCGUUGUCUCGGCCGGAAGUGCAAUCUUAGUUUUUAAGCCAAAAAUGGGUAAGAAGAUGUGCUACGAUCAUAAAUCAAGCCUUUAACCUACACUGCCCAUUGGUGCAAUAACAGUUAAGUAAUAUUGUUUAGUUUAUAUUUUUUUGUAUAAUAUUUUAUUAAAAAUAAUUAAUUUUAGCUCAAAUUCAGCUAAAACAUCCAAAUAAUGACUAUAUUUUUAAUUUUGUAAAGAAAUUAGAAAAUAAUUAAUAUUAAUAACAUUAAUAUAUUAAUUAAUUUAA